This is a messenger RNA of Didymodactylos carnosus, 1569 nucleotides long. The record is from the annotation of a GenBank genome assembly. Lineage: Eukaryota; Metazoa; Rotifera; Eurotatoria; Philodinida; Philodinidae.
AUGACGCAUAUGAACAAAACGAGUGCAAUUGCGGAGUUUUUUAGCGAAAAAUCCGUAUUUAUUACUGGUGCCACAGGUUUUAUUGGCAAACAAUUAGUUGAAAAAUUGAUUUCUUCAUGUCCAAAUAUCAAAAAUAUUUAUAUACUGGUAAGACCUAAACGCGGUCAUACUGUUGUUGAACGUGUAAAACAAUUAUUAUCUUGUCCAUUAUUUGAUCCUGUUCGCAAAACAGAUCCAGUUUUUGAAAAUAAAAUCAAACCUAUUCAAGGUGAUAUACUUGAUCCAAAUUUUGGUAUAAAUUUUGACGAUGAACAUUUACUUAUUGAAAAUUGUCAUAUUGUAUUUCAUUCGGCUGCAACAAUAAAAUUUAAUGAAGCACUUAGAUUAGCCAUACAAAUGAAUGUUACACCGAUUAGAAAAUUAAUUUUACUUUGUCAUAAAAUGAAAAAAUUACAAGCACUUAUACAUGUAUCAACAGCGUAUGCAAACUGUAAUCGUACUAAUAUAGGUGAAAUGAUUUAUACACCAAUAAUUGAACCCCACAAAUUGAUAGACGCAUCUGAAUGGAUGGACGAUAGUGUAUUCGAUGUAUUAACAGAUAAAAUAAUUAAAGAUCGUCCAAAUACAUAUACAUAUACAAAAUCAUUAGCUGAGUAUCUUUUAUCAGAAGAAGGAAACAAUUUACCAAUUGCCAUUAUAAGACCAUCGAUUGUUGGUGCUUCAUGGAAAGAACCAUUCCCAGGUUGGAUCGAUAAUUAUAAUGGUUUAUCUGGCAUAUAUACUGCAUUUGGUAAAGGUAUGCUUCGAACAAUGUUAGGAAAUAAAAAUGCUGCAGCUGAUCUAAUACCUGUCGAUGUUGUUGUUAAUAUGAUGAUAUCAAUUGCAUGGUAUACAGCAGUAAUUAAUCAAUCUAAAAAUAUUAUUGUCUAUCAUUGUUGUGUUAAUAAUUGUCCAUUAUGGGACGAAUUAGCCAGAUAUGCCAUACAACAUGUGCAUGAAAAUCCAUUUGAAAAUCCCAUUACAAUUCCAGAUUGGACAUUUACAAAAAAUAAAUUUAAUUUCUUUAUUAAAAGAACAGUGGAAGAACUUUUACCAUCAUAUAUACUUGAUAUAUCUAUGCGUCUAACUGGUCGUAAACCAAGAUUUGUUAAAUUAUCUGAUAGAAUCAAUAAAGCUGUGCGCAUCGUAGACUUUUUUUCAAUGCAUCAAUGGAAUUUUUCAAAUGACAAUAGCUUGAUGUUACAAAAUAAAAUGAAUGCUGCUGAUUUAAAUUUAUUUGGAUUUGAAACAAAAAAUAUGAAUUGGUCUGAUUAUAUGAAAAAUUAUUGUAUAGGAAUUAAAGUAUAUCUUCUACGCGAAGAUUUAAAUCAAAUGGUAAAAUGUCAAAAAUAUAUACAAAAACUGAAAUAUCUUCGUAGAGCAAUUAUGUUUCUAAUUGUUACUUUAAUUAUGAGAUUUUGUGUAAAAUCUACUAAAUUACGUAAUAUACUAAGUUUAUUUUUACGUUUUGUAGUAAAUUUACGCUUGUCAGUACAACACUACACUGUCAGUGGAUAUUCAUCAAAAUAA